Molecule: messenger RNA, 5859 nt
Organism: Magnusiomyces paraingens
Lineage: Eukaryota; Fungi; Ascomycota; Dipodascomycetes; Dipodascales; Dipodascaceae
Exons: 1
Coding region: 1-5859 (1952 amino acids)
Source: RefSeq, a predicted model, not a curated record
AUGAAGGAUUACUAUCCUCCUUCUCGGAAAAAGCCAAGUGAUAGAAGUUUUUUUCCUGAGCAAAACGGUUCCAGGCAGUCUCGAGGGGGCUCAUUUAAUAAUAAUUUCGAUCGAGGGUCUUCAUCAAACGAAUACCGUCCUUAUAACUCUACCCAUCACCAGCCAUAUCAGCGUGGUGGACGCAGUGGCAAAUGGAGAAGUCGCGAAGGAGGUGGCGGAUAUGCAAAUAAACAGCAAAACCAAAAUAAUAACGCGCAUAUUGGUGGCGAACAUACGCGGAAAACAUGGGUUGGUUUUAAAACACAAGUACCAAACUUACCAGAAUCACACAUAUCUUUUGACAAUGAUACCACUAACGUCCAGGAGAAACACAAUAAAAACGGAAGUAGUGACAGAGAUCGUCGUAAAAGCUCUGAUGAAUCAGACCUCUUAACUCAUGAAAGUAACUCUGUUCAAACGAAGCGACGGAAGCGGUCCCUUGAUGACGGUAAUACUGAAGCUACAAAGAACGUAUCAAAACGACAAAAGACUACCCCUACAGAAUCUGGUUUAAAGUCUCCUAAUCGAGAAUCAUUUCACCGUUCGCCUUCGGGAUCAUCGUUAAAAUUUUCUAACAAACAGCAACAGUCAAUGAAUGGUCAAACAGCGACUUUGGAAAAGGAGGCACCAAAGGAGAAGCAAAAAUCAAAACAAUUAGACCAUACUGAAAAAUUGAAGGAAAAAGGGGAAUCAAAUGUUAAAAGCGCUUCUUUUUCAAGCUCACUUGUCAAACCUACUAAAAGCAGUCUAAGGGAGAAAAAGAAUAUUCAUAACGCCAAAGAAAAAAAUAAAGCUAAUAAAAAUGAUAAUGAAAGCCGUCAUUAUGCUGAAGACGCGGAAGAUGAGGAAGAGUUAGAAGAAGCAGAAGAGGCAAAAGAGCAACAAGAGGAACCACAAGAACCAGGGGAACAAGAAGAAGAUAAUGAUGAUGAUGAUGAUGAUGAUGAUAUGCCUAUUGCCAGCGCUUAUAGACAUAGAUUUAAACACAGACGUUUUGAAAAACAUCUUUACAAAGAAUCACCAUCUAUGCAUGAAAGAAAACAAACAAACUCACGGCAAGAAUCACCACGGCAAUCCAAACUUACAAAACUUACUAAGUUGAAAAAAGAUCACUCCCAAAAUUCUAAAAACCACCAUGGUUCCGAUUCUACAGCGAGUGAUGAAUCAGAAUCUGAUAAUACAGUCAACAGAUCCUUGUUUUUAUCUCCACAUUCUUCUAAUAGGCGGCGCCGAUUUUCCAGCCAAAUCAAUGACGACGACAUUAUUUUGGUGAGUGAAGAAGACGUUAUGAGUGAAACUGGCGACGAGGGGAGUUCUGCAGAAGUAGAGGUAAUGAAAAAGGCACUACAUAAGAUAGGAAGAGUUAAGAAAAGGAAGAAAAAAGAUGAAGAGAAGAUUAAAGAAACAAUUGAAGACAAGGACAAGGUAAAUGAAGAAAAAGAAAAGGAAGAUGAAGUUAAAGAAAAAGAGAGGAAAUUUCCCAAAGAUAUAGAGAGAAAAAAAGAAUUAGAGAAAAAGAAGAAGAACGUUGUAUGGAUGAAGGAAGACGAAAAUGAAGGAGACGAUGAAGAUGAAGAUGAAGAUGAUGAAGAAGAGGAAAAGGAAAGGGAAGAACAACCAGAAAAUAUUGUGCGGGAGGAACCUAAAUCACCAUCUCGGCUGUCAUCUCAUCAUGAACGAGACUUUUCACCAUUAGUUGCAAAAAGACCCAAAAAUGUUUCUGAUACCGCAUUUGAAAUAGUUUCGUCCCCUGAAGCUGGUAAUGAUUUUGAUUCGGAGAACGAGGGAAUAAACCAAGACCAAAAUCAACAGCUCCAUCUUUCAGAAAGUUUAGAUAAUGUUGCAGCAGUUUCUAGAGAUCAACAAAACAGGGCAAUUUCUAAGUCAACCCUAUUUUUAGAAAAGGCUACAACAACCACGCUUUCUGGACAAUCCCAAGAAAACACAAAAAUACCCAGCCCGUCAUCCCCGCAGGAACUAACACGGGAACAUACAAAUUUACCAAGUCCUAUUGAAACAAUGCAGCCUCAAAAUAUUGGCAAUUCAAAAAACAUUAAUUCUGAAGCCAAUACUGACAGGGGGCAUAUUACUUUUUCUAAUGUUCCUCAGUCAAGUAGUGGCAGUGUACCACCGGCAAUGGGCACUUCUGCUUCUUCUACUGAAAUCCGUAUCAAAGUUGAACCUCGUAGCAAGCGAUCUACAUUUACCAGGAAUAAUGUUGUGACAUCUCUACGAGCAGUUGAAGAACAAGUUAUUAUCGGGGAACAGCAAUUGGCGAGUACUGAAGGCAUACUUGAGGGGCUCCAAGGAUCAAAUGUGCAACAAUCGCAAUUAUCUGAUCAGCAAUCUCAGGUCCAGGAGCAACAAAAUGUACAGUUGGAUACAAACAACCGGUCUACUGAUACCCAUGAAUAUGAAUCUUUAAGACAGUCACAAGCUCAAUCUCAUGCUAUAUACGCGGGAGUUUCACAGACUGACGGGCGUGUGCAAUCUGCUUUUGGUGUGACUGCAGACCUUCGAGAGAAAACUUUGCACAGCGCUCAGAAUGAACAAGAAAAAGCACACGAGAGAGCAAAGCGUGAAGAAGAAUUGCGGCUCAAGAAUUUAGGGGAGAGGAGAAAGUUAGAAUCUAUGAGAUUUAACGGGCAAGCGCUGGCGCAAGCUCAGGGAAUAAAUCAAGAGCAUGGUUCACCGCAAUUGACUCAGCAGCAGAUGAAAGAACAGGCCCAAGUCCAAGCUCAAAAGAGUCAACAACCUAAAGAACCAGUUCAAGGCCAACUGAUAUCGGCUGAGCAGCAACCAGCAACUGAAGAUAUCGUACAUCAUCAAAAACAUCUUAGCAAAGAAGCACGGAUGCAAGCUCGUGUUUUGGCUCAUGCCCGAAAAUUAGCGAAAAAAAAAGAAGUGGAAGCUCUUUCACAGGAAGAAAUCGAGCUUCAGCAAGCCAAACUUUUGAAAGAAGCCAGGCUUCGUGCUCAGCUCAAAGCUCAACAAGAACAAGCACAAUCACAAUCACAGGUUUCGGCACCAAUGCCAAUACCAAUACCAACACCAAUACCGGCAAAAACACCGUCACCAGCACAGCAACCAGCACCGACACAAACACCGUCACAAACCCAAAUACCAGCACCAGCACUAACUCCAGUACCAGUAGCAACAUCAGCAUUAGCAUCAGCAUCAGAAGCAACAUCAUCACCGGAACUUGAAGAAACAGAACCAUGGACCCAAGCACAAGAAAAAGUACAAGCAGAAAAUUUGAAUAAAGCACAGGCAGCGACACGGGCACAAUUACAAGCUCAACCAAUCCAACCAAUCCAACCAAUUCAACCAAUUCAACCAAUUCAGCAAACUCAACAAAAACAAGAACAAGAAAAAGCACGCGCUCAACAAAUUCAGAAAGCUCAGCAAGCGCAAGCGCAAGAGCGCGCUCAACAAAUUCAGCAAGCUCAAGCACAAGCUCAAGCACAAGCUCAAGCACAAGCUCAAGCUCAAGCACAAGCUCAAGCACAAGCUCAAGCUCAAGCACAAGCUCAAGCACAAGCUCAAGCACAAGCUCAAGCACAAGCUCAAGCACAAGCUCAAGCACAAGCUCAAGCACAAGCUCAAGCACAAGCUCAAGCACAAGCUCAAGCACAAGCUCAAGCACAAGCUCAAGCACAAGCUCAAGCACAAGCUCAAGCACAAGCUCAAGCACAAGCUCAAGCACAAGCUCAGGCUCAAGCUCAAGUACAAGCACAAGCACAAACACAAGCUCAAGCUCAAGCACACAUGCAAGCACAAGCUCGAGCUCAAGCACACACGCAAGCACAAGCACAAGCUCGAGCUAGAGCUCAAGCACUAGCCCAUGCACAAGCCCAUGCCCAAGCGCAAGCGCAAGCGCAAGCUCUAGCCCAGGUAAAAGCACAAGCACACGCUUUUGAAAAGUCUCAGACACAGCAACAAUAUCAUCGACCUUCUUUAACAACUUUACUACAUCCAGCAUCUUCACCCCAAAUUUCAUCACCCGUGACCGCCUCUCCACCGGUUCAUGUUUUUCAAGCACGACAUCCAGCUGGAGUUCAAGCGAUAUACUCUGAAAAAUUGCAGUCACAGCCACAGCAGCACCAAAAUGCAUUACAGCAAGCACCCCAGCAAAUGCCUUAUACCGAUGUUAAUACUAGUAGUGGUUUCGAGAUGAAUUCGCAAAAUAUUGUGCCACCUGCAUCCACACAGUAUCCAACAGGACGACGUGGGAGUGUAGUGUCAGCUAGGCCUAUUCAUAGUAAUACUCAAGGGCAGCAAGGGCAGCCAGGGCAGCAAGGGCAGCCAAGGCUGCCAGGGCAACAGAGACCACUGGGACGAAGAGCAAGUGGUAACGAAGCGAUAGGAGGCGACCUUAAUAAUGAUAGCAGUGAAAUGAAGCGAGUCGUGAUACCAAAUUUGGAUGAGGCAUUUGCCAAGUUUUCUGAGAGAAUGAAGCUGGAAGCGGCACAACGACGACAAGGGUUUACCCGUGUGAUUAACUUUGUGAAAUCACGAAAAGAAUAUCUUAGUAAAGCGGCUGAGACUCUCCAGAGACGGAAUUUGUUAUCUCCCGAAACUGGGGCUGAGGGUGAAAAUAGAAGCGAUGAUAAACAAACUGGUUCGGAUUCGGGUAUACGUGAAGUAGCCGGAUCUGAGACCACAGGUGGAGAUGAUGCAAGAUCCGGAUCCGAGCCCAGAACAGAAGAGACAGAAAUAAGAGAGGAAUUAGGAGUUGAGGCAGGGGUUGAGAUGGGCAAAAAUUCCGAGCAUGAGCACGAGAAUGAGAAUGAGAAUGAGAAUGAGAUUCUGAAUCCGACCAAAGAUCAGGAGCCCAUUAGUGAAAGGGGGUUAGGGGAGAAGGGGCCUUUCAAGAAUGAGGAGUAUUUGAAGAUUUUGGAGCAGCUUCGGUCAACGAAAACAGCUGAGGAGUUUGCGAUGUUAUUGGCCGGGUUAUCGAAGGCAUCGUUUUCCAAGGUGUUUAUGAAAUUGGAUACACGGAAACAGGUUCUGGUUAAAGAAUUAUUGAAACUUUAUUUUGAUAAUGGUGGGAAAAAGGUUUGGAAGCCAGAUCAACCGAACAUUGAGCAGCUAUUUCAACAGUACCAGCAGAAUGAGCCGUUUCAAUCUCAGCAAUCUCAGCAAUCUCAGCAAUCUCAGCAAUCUCAGCAAUCUCAGCAAUCUCAGCAAUCUCAGCAAUCUCAGCAAUCUCAGCAAUCGAAACAGCCGCAACAGUCGAAACAGUCGAAACAGUCGAAACAGUCGAAACAGCCGCAACAGCCGCAACAAUCUCAGUCAGGCCAUGGUGUGUUAUCUGAGCAAGUAACUGGAAGUAGCAUUACGCCGACGAAUACCACCAUUCCUACUCCUAUUUCCACUCCUACAACUACUAUGGAAGUUAUCAAUGAUAAUUUUGGUGGUGGUGAUAAUAAUAAUACCAAUAAUACCAAUAAUACCAAUAUUGGUUCAAGUGUUACGAAAUCGACUAUACCUUCUCCUAUUGUAACUGCUGCUACUAUUACUACUACUAAUACUACCCCCACCACCAAUACUGCAACAACUGGUGGUGGAACACUACCUCAACAAAGAAGUAAGAGCGGCGGUAUUAAGAAUUCAAAAUCAGUUUUAGAUCAAUAUCAGGAGAUCAAACGGCUAUGGCAAAUACGGGAGAGUCUUUCACAAGAGCAGCUUGAAGUAUUUAUGAACCUUGUAAUGAUGCACCCCAACAUACCUAUUCAGGACAAGACUCGCAUUACAUAUGCGUUGCUUCAUUUGAAUAAGAAGGUGGAGAAGUUUACAGGAGAGGGAAAAGUGACUUAA